This is a messenger RNA of Nicotiana attenuata, 669 nucleotides long. RefSeq lists its product as uncharacterized. The transcript has 3 exons. NCBI's taxonomy places the organism in Eukaryota, Viridiplantae, Streptophyta, Magnoliopsida, Solanales, Solanaceae. Bases 1 to 669 code for a protein of 222 amino acids. The record is from RefSeq and is a predicted model, not a curated record.
AUGAAAGCAUUUGAUGAUGAAGCUGUGGAGCUAGCUGCUUACCAGCUUAAAGAUGUGGCCGGCGCUUGCAAAGCUAAUGUGGUAGCAGAUGCACUUAGUAGGAAGUCAAUGGGUGUCUUGGCCCAUCUUGCAGUACAAAGGCGAUCUUUGGGUCGAGAAAUUCAACAACUAGCAAAUGAUGGAAUUAGAUUGGAUGAGACCGAAGAAGGAGAUAUAACUGCUUAUGCCUUAGUGCAAUCCUCCCUUGUUGCGCAUGUUAAGGCUAAGCAAGACGAAGAUCCGUACUUAGUGAAACUAAAAGAAGGAGUCAGAAGCAAAGAAAUCACUGCUUUCACUUUAGGAAGUGACAGAGUUUUGAAGUUGAAUGAUCGGUUAUGUGUGCCUGAUGUAGAUGGUCUUAGGAAGGCCAUAAUGGAGGAAGCUCACAGUUCGAGGUACUCUAUCCACCCAGGUGCUACCAAAAUGUAUCUAGAUUUGAAAGAAUUGUAUUGGUGGAAAGGCAUGAAGAAACAAGUAGCAGAUCAUGUGGCUAAAUGUUUAAAUUGGCAGCAAGUCAAAGCCGAGCAUCAGAGGCCUGACCGACUGACAAAGUCCGCGCAUUUCCUACCAGUAAAAAUGACAGAUUUCGCAGAGCAGUAUUCGCAGUUGUACAUCAAAGAAAUAGUCUGA